Messenger RNA from Rasamsonia emersonii CBS 393.64, 1683 nucleotides. Its product is annotated as Amidase. The record is from RefSeq and is a predicted model, not a curated record. Lineage: Eukaryota; Fungi; Ascomycota; Eurotiomycetes; Eurotiales; Trichocomaceae. Bases 1 to 1683 code for a protein of 560 amino acids. The transcript is spliced from 6 exons.
AUGGCCCUGCUCCACGUAGGCGCCGUCUGUCUGGCCCUGUGGUCGUUUGUACUCUGCUCGACAGGUAUUGUUCAGUGUCGCGUUCUGUGGAGAUUUGCUGACCGAACAGCUGCUGCUUCUGCUUCUGUGACAAACUGCACAUAUCCGGAUCUGAUCAGCGCGACGGCCGAUGAGCUGGAAUCUGGGUUGAAGGGUGGCUGCUUUAGCAGUGUUGAUCUGGUUAAUCAAUGUAGGCUAAGUCGUUCUGCACAGGCGUACAUCGCCAGAAUUCAGGAGGUCAACUCGACUGUACACGCUGUCACGGAGCUGAAUCCCCAGGCAGUAGAGAUUGCGGAGCAGUUGGAUCAGGAGAGGAAGAAUGGUUCACUCAGGGGACCCCUCCACGGCCUUCCAGUCCUGAUCAAGGGCAAUAUUGCCACUCAGGACGAAUUGCAGACCACAGCCGGUUCUUAUGCUCUCCUCAACGCCCAGCCGCCGUCCGACUCAACCAUUGCUGCCAAACUGCGACAGGCAGGUCUGAUCAUUCUCGGCAAGGCCGAUCUUUCGCAGUGGGCCAACUUCCGUUCGUUCAAUUCUUCCAAUGGCUGGAGUGCGUAUGGCGGACAGGUUGGAAGUUCAAGCGGCAGUGGCGUCGCCUCAGACCUAGGACUUGCCUUCGCCGCGCUGGGAACAGAGACCAGCGGAAGCAUCGUUAGCCCAAGCGAAGUCAACAACAUCGUGGGCAUUAAACCCACCGUCGGGCUGGCCUCGCGCUACCUCGUCGUGCCUAUCAGCGAGCGCCAGGACACCGUCGGCCCUAUGGCCAGGACCGUCAAAGACGCAGCCCAGCUGCUGCAGGUCAUCGCCGGCCCAGACCCCAAGGACAACUACACUCUCGCCAGCCCCUUUGGCUCCAACCUGCCCGACUACGUCGCUGCCUGUAAGCUGACCGGGCUGCAAGGCAAGCGAAUCGGCAUUCCGCGCAAUGUGAUCGCCGCGCUGCAGGAAGACUACAUGGGCCCGUACAUCGCGGCCUUCAACGCAGCCGUCUCCGUGAUCGCUGCCGCAGGCGCCACGAUCAUCGACAACACCAACUUCACGGCCUUCGACACCUUCAACAACAGCACUGUCCCGGACAGCGUUCUCUUCGCUGACUUCAUCAGCGAUCUCGCCACGUAUCUGUCCGAGCUCAAGACGAACCCGAACAACCUCCACAGUCUGGAGGACGUCCGAGCCUUCACCCAGCAUUUCCCGCUGGAGGACUAUCCGGCUCGCGACACGGCUGUCUGGGACGCCGCGCUCGCGGCAGGCAUCAACAACACCUCGCCACAAUUCUGGCCGCUGUACCAGCAGAACCGGUACUUCGGCGACGAGGGGGGUGUCCUGGGCGCGCUGAAGAAAUACAACCUCGACGCCGUGAUCCUUCCGACGGAUUUCGCGUACCCUGUCCCAGCGGUCGUGGGCGCGCCGAUCGUCACUGUCCCGCUGGGCGCGUAUCCGAAUGGGACGGCCGUGCAGCGAAGUCCGCCGUGGAAUCUCGUCGAGGCUGCACCGGGGAUUCCGUUCGGUAUCAGCUUUAUGGGUCCGCUAUGGAGCGAGGAGUCGCUGAUUGGCAUGGCGUAUGCUUUUGAGCAGAGGACGCUGGUGAGAGAUAAGCUCAAACGGUAUAUUGAGCCGCAUACGCAGCUGAAGGAUGUUGUCUGA